Molecule: messenger RNA, 600 nt
Organism: Schistosoma margrebowiei
Lineage: Eukaryota; Metazoa; Platyhelminthes; Trematoda; Strigeidida; Schistosomatidae
Source: the annotation of a GenBank genome assembly
AUGAUCAUUCAUAGUACUACUACUACUACUACUACUACUACUACUACUACUACUACUACUACUACUACUACUACUACUACUACUACUACUACUACUACUACUACUACUACUACUACUACUACUACUACUACUACUACUACUACUACUACUACUACUACUACUACUACUACUACUACUACUACUACUACUACUACUACUACUACUACUACUACUACUACUACUACUACUACUACUACUACUACUACUACUACUACUACUACUACUACUACUACUACUACUACUACUACUACUACUACUACUACUACUACUACUACUACUACUACUACUACUACUACUACUACUACUACUACUACUACUACUACUACUACUACUACUACUACUACUACUACUACUACUACUACUACUACUACUACUACUACUACUACUACUACUACUACUACUACUACUACUACUACUACUACUACUACUACUACUACUACUACUACUACUACUACUACUACUACUACUACUACUACUACUACUACUACUACUACUACUACUACUACUACUACUACUACUACUACUACUACUACUACUACUAAAGUUGGCAUUUUGUGCUGA